AAAAGUCCCUAUUACCAAAACAAACAAAUUUGGGUACGCGGUACGCGCUAAGGAGGAGACUCGUUGAAUCGUUGUGAUAAGGCCACGUGUUAAUAACCUAGAAUAUUUAUAACAAUUGAUAGCAAAGUUCGCGGUCUUUCAUUUAUUUUCAGUCUAGCGGGUGCGUAAAACAUGACCGAAUCUAACCUAAUGUUGAAGGAUAUCGCGAUAAGGCUUUUUAAGGCCAAUGCCAUCAAAUUUGGGAAUAUCACCACCGGUAGUGGGGCGGUUACACCAGUUUAUUUUGAUCUUAGAGUGAUUGUAAGCUAUCCAAGUUUAAUGAAAGAUUUAUCUAUUCUUCUCAGCCAGCGCGUCCAGGAACUAAUAAAAGUAAACGAAGCAGCACACCCAGAACCCACCAGAACUAUAGUAUGCGGAGUACCAUAUACAGCAGUACCUAUUACAUCACUGGUAUCGGUUAAUGCAGAUAUACCGAUGAUAAUGAAAAGGAAACAAGCGAAAGAUUAUGGAACAAAAAAUUUGAUCGAAGGAGUUUGGAGUAAAGGUGACACUUGUAUUUUAGUUGAUGACGUUAUUAUGUUUGGAGAUAGCAUUUUGGAGAUUGCUACAGAACUCACCAAUUCAGGCUUGAACUGUUCCCAAGUUGUAGUAAUAUGCGACAGAGAGCAAGGGGCCAUAGAAAAAGUAGCUAGAAGAGGAAUAAAAGUGUACGCCUUGCUCACGCUGUCUGAAAUAAUGAAGUACCUAUUGGAAAGUAACUAUGUAACAAAUCAAGACUGUGAUAUGGUUCAAAAUUAUUUAGCUAAUAAUCAAGUAUCUGACCAGUUAAUUAAUGGCCAAUAAAGUUUUAUAUUGUGUUCUGAAAAA
This is a messenger RNA of Ceutorhynchus assimilis (cabbage seed weevil), 867 nucleotides long. The record is from the annotation of a GenBank genome assembly. NCBI's taxonomy places the organism in Eukaryota, Metazoa, Arthropoda, Insecta, Coleoptera, Curculionidae.